Eleginops maclovinus (Patagonian blennie) is the source of this 2429-nucleotide messenger RNA. RefSeq names its product transmembrane protein 88 b (gene tmem88b). Bases 380 to 1063 code for a protein of 227 amino acids. NCBI's taxonomy places the organism in Eukaryota, Metazoa, Chordata, Actinopteri, Perciformes, Eleginopidae. The transcript is spliced from 3 exons. The record is from RefSeq and is a predicted model, not a curated record.
GAGGAGCAUUUCUGUGCUACGACUUCAUCAUAAACAGCAUAGGAAUUCAAUGCUGAAUGAGUAAAAGAAAACAUCCUUCUAGACCUAAUCAGCUACACUGACAACUCUGGAUAAAGAAGAGAAGAAGCAGCAAAGACCAGAACUGCAGGAAAACAACAUACCACCAUUUAAUAGAUAAGGAGGGAAACUCAGAAAUCACUUCAAGCUUUUUCAACUUCCUGCAAGGAAAGAAGUAACCAAGUUCCCAGAGAACAAGUUCAGAGGGUUCCGUUAAACCACUGAGUGGACAGAAGAGGACUUAAAAAGAAGUGAGAAAAUCAGCAACAAUCUGGAGGACGAACAGCAAGAGGUCUACCGGGCCCCACAUCACAAUUUCACUAUGGGUAUGACUGGUACUCUAGAAAAGGGGGCCCAUCACCAGGCCUUGGACCUGUCCGAGGAACUGCCACCUCAUCACCACCAUCACCACAACAGCCACCACGAACAUCUUCACCACACUAACUCCCUGGCCUCGACCACCGCUGUGGGUGGAGGCAGAGAAACCCCUUUACGUGUAGUCGUACCUCCUCCUUAUUCUGCAGCUGAGAUCGGUGGCGGGGGCAGUGAAGCGCCUAUGGAGCUGCGGGGGUCCCUGGACUGCUGGGCCUGCUCGGUGCUGGUGACGGCUCAGAACCUGAUUAUUGCCGCGAUCAACGCCUGCCUCGCUGGCCUGGUGUUCGGGACCAUUUUGACUCCGGCCAUUGUCAUGGUGGUGUUUGGCUUCCUCUGUCACUCUACAGUCCGCCCCCAUGGGACGACCCCUUACUGCUCAGACCUGCUGACUGAUGGUGGCUGCGUGGCUCUGCUGGUGGUGGGCUUCCUCUUGGUCACCCCUCUGCUGGUCCUAGCGCUGGCUGCAUACUGCCGCCUGGCCCGACACCUCCAGCUGGGUCUGUGCUUUAUCCCGUAUAGCCGGGCCGUAUACAAGAACCUGCCGGCCACCCAGCACCGCGGCCUGGGCACUGGCUGCUGUGGAGGCCGAGAUGGCGCUGAUGGCAGUGGGAAGGGAAAAGUCUGGGUGUGAGAUGAAAAUGAGAGCAAGGGGGAGAGGGGGAAUAGGAAGACCAUAACAUGAAGACUAUUAAGGGAACAACAGAACAGGAUGAGCAGUUGAAUGGGAUAAAUACAAUGGGUGUAAGUCACAGCAGGGUGUAUACUAGGGCUGAACGAUUAAUUGCAUUUGUGAUAAUAUCGCGAUAUGAAAAAACGAGAUUUUCCAACAGCAAAGGCUGCGAUUUGACUGGUCACGUGACUUGCGAGCGAGCCGAGCGAGCGAGCAGGCAGGGAAAGAAGUCAACGCUGCGCUUGAACCUGUUGCACAAUGGCCUCAGGCUCGUCAGAAGAGUGCACGGCUGGAAGUUUGGUACCAAAGAGGGGCGGCACGUCAGUUGUGUUGAAUUAUUUUGGCUUUUAAAAAGGAAGAUGCUGCGCAACGUCAGGUAUUGUGCAGAACGUGCCUCGCUACUGUUGCUACCUCACGAGGUUCACGAUUGUAAUCACGAUUGAUUUAUUGCUUGUUGAAAAAUACAUGAGAAGAGGACCUAGAAAAAAUAAUCGCAUAUUAAAUCGCAAUUGCAAUAUUGAGGGAAAAAAAAUCGCAGUUACAUUAUUUCCCAAAAUCGUUCAGCCCUAGUGUAUACCAGAGAAGGGAGGUUGUUAAGGGCAAUCACUGUAAAGAACAGCUGGAAGACCAGUAACCUUGUUAUAAACACUGAAUAAUGACUUACAAUACAUGCUUUAAUGUCUGAAAACCUUAGCAAUUGUUUAUCGAAGACUUAUUUGUGUCUGUUGGUUUAUUUCCACUGGGCACAUUGGCUUUUACAGGACUUUUUGAAAAUCAUGGUGCCCUUUCAGUGUUAGCAGAAGAUGAAACCAGUCACUAGCACAAAUAACAACAGCAAGAUUGACAAUCAUGAAUACAAAUGAUCAAUUAAGCAAAUUCUCAAGUUGUCAUAAAAACAAAGCAUCCAAGCAGAACUGCAUAAAACAUUAACUUCCCUGAAUGUAUACCAGGAAAUAGCAAAACUGAAAAUAACUCACUUCACUAGAACUGUAUUGUGUCAUCUUAGCAUCUUAUCACAUUCAUGUUAUUAAAAAAAUGAUAUUAUUCUCUUAGGUAGUGUUCUGUUUAGUUGCUGCAGUUUCUCAUGUAAAUUCCUUUUUAUAAACAAAGAUUUUGGAUUCAACUGGAGAUGUGUCUGUCCUGUAAUAGUAAGGCAUUGGAGGAGCUGCAUCUUCUACUAGAAAAUGUAAAGUGCAUGGUCAUUAUUACAAGAAUACUUCACUUCAGAAAUCAGGUUUUUGUAAGACAAAAAGUAAGGACAUUUGUGUUGGGUAGAUUAUUCAUUUGAUGAAACGAUGCUUCUUGGCAAUAAACGAUGCUUCUUAUA